AUGAUUGUCUAUUUAACAUUACUUGUUAUUUUUAGUUUGUUCCAAGUGAUUUUGACUGAGGAUACCGAGGAUAUCAUCGAAGAAUACGUAUUGAACUUCGAUUCUGGUCUAUACGUGUGUGGUGAUGAACAAAGUAAGGCUUACUUCGACUGUUCGCGGGUUGAAGUGAGUCGAUAUAAUGAAACUACAACCGCCAUGUCCGGUGUAGCUAGAUUACUUAAAGGCAUGGACGAAAAUACGCUUGUCGAAGCAUAUGUGGAAAAAGAUGUUUCAGGUCGAUAUGAACUGGUGAUGUCUCAUGAGAUUUGCAAUAUUUGCGAUGAAUUGGGCAACGAAGAGAGCAAUUACUAUUCAUAUAUUAAAGACAUCGAAUUGCCGGACUCUUGUCCUUUUCCACCAGCAGAAUAUACCAUCACCGACUUAGUCAUCGAUACAAAAUACCUUCCAAUGAACAAAGCAAACGAAGGACGAUACCAAAUGACUCUUAACUUCUACGACAGUCCCAGUAGAGAUUGCACUGGACCGAAAACUUUUAAUGCUUGUCUUAAAGUCGAUAUGGUUAUUGAACCUAAAUAA
Messenger RNA from Papilio machaon (common yellow swallowtail), 576 nucleotides. RefSeq lists its product as uncharacterized. The transcript has 4 exons. NCBI's taxonomy places the organism in Eukaryota, Metazoa, Arthropoda, Insecta, Lepidoptera, Papilionidae. The coding region runs from base 1 to 576 and encodes 191 amino acids. The record is from RefSeq and is a predicted model, not a curated record.